Messenger RNA from Vitis riparia (riverbank grape), 3093 nucleotides. Its product is annotated as putative disease resistance protein At1g59780. The transcript has a single exon. Bases 1 to 3093 code for a protein of 1030 amino acids. The record is from RefSeq and is a predicted model, not a curated record. Lineage: Eukaryota; Viridiplantae; Streptophyta; Magnoliopsida; Vitales; Vitaceae. Gene Ontology annotation, biological process: defense response to other organism. Gene Ontology annotation, molecular function: ADP binding; protein binding.
AUGGUGGAGGGCAUUCUGUCAAGGGUGGCAGAGAAACUCUCUGUUGUGCUCAUUCAACAACCUGGCCUUCUGAAUGAAAUUGAAGAAGAGGCGAAUUGGAUUUACCUGAAAAUGAGUGACUGGGUUAGCCAUCAUUUAGCAUUCAAGGGCUAUAUGGAGCCCUUAAGGGACAUUGCCUAUGAUGUAGAGGAUGUUGUUGAUGAUUUUAUGCUAAAGACGGCAACAAAGAAAAGGAAAAGAGGAGGAAUUCUCAAGAAGCUGAAGCAGAUCAGGGUCAACAUCUAUGAUAAGAUAAGUUACUACCCUGAAAGCUUGAUACAUGCUGAACCAGUAGAGGAUCAGAACAUAGCCAACACAGUUGUUUCCCCGGUUAUUGAAAAGGUGACAGCCCUUUUAGGUAAGGGAUUGCUUCGUCCCCAGGUGAAAAAGAAGGCCAGAAGGAUACUUGAUGAAUUUAAGUCCAUGAAUGGCUUUCUUGAAGAUGUAGAAUCAGUAGAGCUAGAUGAAAAUGGAAUGGCAUGGAUGGAGGACCUCUGCAAUGUUUCUUGUGAUGCAGUGGAUGUUAUAGACUCCUUCAUCAGUGGGAGAGAGCAGUUCAGGAUGAGGGGAGCUUUUAGGAGAGUAGUCACAGGCUUCAACAAAUUGAGGUCCCAACUUCGUCUAGGUGCGGAGAUGGAUAAAAUCAAUGAAAGGAUCCUGGUUCUUUCCAAGGGGAAGCCAAAAGAGGUCAUCAGACAUGGCCAAAGUAGAGAACAGGGGAGUGAGAGAAGGUUACAAAGACAGGUUCCACCUUCUUAUGUUGUUGACAAACCUGAUAUGGUCAGCUUUGAGGAUGAUGUACAUGAGAUUGUGGCCAGCUUGCUUACAGAUGACAAAUGUUUCUUUAUCAUUUCAAUUGUGGGCGUGGAAGGAAUUGGCAAGACAACCUUAACAAAGUUGGUCCAUGAGAAUGAUAUGGUUGUGGAUCAUUUCCCUUAUCGUGCUCGGGUGUCUGUAGGUUCAUGGCAUUUGGGAUUUCUCAAGGACAUACUUGAACAAAUGGGCUGCAACAAAAGUAUUCCAACCUUGUGGAAAGAUGACAAGAAUUGCAGAGUCAAGGCAGAGAAAGAAGAUGAAAAAGAAGAAGAUGAAGAAGAAGAUGAAGUAGAUUUUGAAGCUUUGUUGUCUUUGCAGAGAGAACAAGAGUCUGAGUUGCUGUCUUGCUUGAAUGCUUUCCUGCAGGAUAAGAAGUAUCUCAUAAUUCUGGAUGACAUACAUGGGGCUGUUUACUUGGAGGACCUGCUUAGAAGACUUCCAGACACAUCAAAUGGGAGUAGAAUGAUUUUAACCAGUCGGCCUACAAGUCUACAUUCAGACCUUCCAAACAAGAGCCUUCAUCUAACACUGCAAUUACGUGAUGAUAAUGAAACUUGGGCACUGUUUAGGCAUACUUUGAAGGUAAGCAUGCCCCCAGAACUGCUAGAUUUUCAAAGAGAAAUUGUGAGAAUAUGUGGGGGGCUGCCACUGGCCAUAAAAAGCGUAGCAGAUGUUUUGUCAAAGAAAGACACAACCAUUGAGGCGUGGUCUAGUGUUCUUCAGCAGCUCAACAGAGACCAAGAAUUUUGGCAGAAAACCUUGACUGCGAUCAAUAACAGGUUGCCCUUGCACAUGAAGCGAUGCCUCUUUUACUUUGGACUAUUUCCUCAAAACUUUGAGAUCCCAGCAAGAAGAUUGAUUGUAUUGUGGGUUGCAGAGGGUUUGGUGCAUCCAAUGGAAGAGAAAGAAGCUCCUGAAGCUGUUGCAGAGAGGUACUUGACAAAGUUGAUAGGCCAGUGCAUGGUUCAAGUGACUAAGAAGAAGCUUGAUGGGAGAGUUCAAGCAUGUCGCCUACCUGAUCCCAUACGACGUCACUGGUUGUUGAAAGCUAAGGAAGCUACAUUUCUUCAAGGUCACAAAAAACCAAGGUCAUCUGAGAUAUAUUUGGGCACUGGUAUGGUCCAUCGUCUUGCUGAUCAUCUUGACAAAGGAGAUGACAGUUUCAAUCAAAUUCAUGGUUACCACAAUACUUCUUCUAUUUCUCUCCAAUCUCAGUAUCAAGAUACCACAUCCUUCCUAUCAUUUGAUACUCGAGAAGGAAGCAGACCAGGAGAAGACAUAGGAAACUUUCUUGACCGAUGCAUUUCUAACAGGUGCCUUCUGUUACUGCGAGUGCUUGAUCUUGAACUGGUGUACAAACCUAAGUUGCCAGAGUCGUUGGAGUUACUAAGACACUUGAGGUACCUUGGCUUGAGACGGACAAAGCUGGAUAUGCUUCCUUCAUCAGUGGGUAAGUUGUUAAACCUCCAAACACUGGAUGUGAAACAUACUGACAUCAGAACUCUUCCUAAUUCUAUCUGGGCUAUGCAACAACUGCGUAACUUGUACUUGAGUGAGAAUUACUGCAGCAUGCCCCAACCGAGCUCCAACUCUCUGACAACCCUCCAAACACUAUGGGGCCUGUUGGUAAAGGAGGAGACUCCAGUGAAGGAUGGCUUAGACGGGUUGGUCAAUCUUAGAAAACUGGGAUUGGCAUUUUGUUUACUGGGUUCUCAACAGGAGGCAAUGUUGUCGCAAGUGGAUGCAGUGGCUGAUUGGGUUUUGAAACUGAACCAUCUUCAAUCCUUAAGGCUGAAAUCAUAUGAUGAAAAGAACCAACCAUGGGAUUUGGACUUGAAGCCUUUGUCCAGCCAUGCGAAUCUCUCUAAUGUUUACUUACUGGGGCAGUUAAAGAAUCCAUCCAUUGUGUCUGAAUUCCCACAUAGCCUCACUGACCUUACCCUGUCAUGGUCAGGAUUAGCAGAAGACCCAAUGCAAACAUUGGAUAAGCUUCCCAAGCUAAGAGUUCUUAGGUUAUUGCGCAGAGCAUAUGUGGGAAAGAACAUGCUUUGCUCUUCAGGAGGCUUUCCAGAGCUUCGGGUUCUUAAACUGUGGAUGCUGGAGCAGCUGGAGGAAUGGAAUGUAGAGAAAGGAGCACUGCAAGGUCUCAGAGAUUUAGAGGUUAGGUCAUGUAUAAAGUUGGGUGUGCUUCCUGAAGAGUUGCAGCACAGGAGUUUCUUGAAACUAGAGUUCAUAUGA